AACAUCUGGAGAGCCAAGGUUGCCUAUGCCUGGUGUAGCGGAAAAGAAUAAUAUAGGAAAGGACUACAACUACAAGAAUAUGAGAACUGUGUAACUAUAGGGAUACAAAAACAGCUCUUCACUAUUUUUCACUUAAAAUUCCCUCUCCCCCCAUAUGCAUUUUCUCCUGGAGGGAAUAAGAUAUGGGUGCCUCUCAAUAUGGGGGAACAAAAUUGGGGGAUGAUUUUCAGUGGGAAAACAGCCAGAAAAGAAAGGCGGUGCUCUAUUCCUGAGAGUGGUAUUGAAAUUAUUAAUGAUUUUCUGAAUUAGGAUGAUAAUCAGAAACAGCAUGCCUGCAUGAAUAAAAUAUACAUUUAUGUUAUUCAGAUUCCAUUGAAGUUCUUAUAAUCAAGGAGAAAUACACAAGAUUUUGGCAGGGGCAAGAAGACAGAACUGAAUAAGAUUGAUUUUACAACAUGCCCAUCAUAAAGGUGCCAGUGGUCCACAAAUUUGGUAUUGUAUGCCAUGAUGAACAUAAAAAAAUUCAGCAGAGACUCUUGACUAAAUAUCUGAAGGAAACGUUACCUCCAGCCAAGAAAAAGAAACACGUAAACCCGUUUCAACUUACAGAACAAUUCGUUGAGGAUUUCAAUUUCUCACUGCAAACAGAAAGUAAAGAAAAAUUCAUAGAGCUGGCUAAAAAAAUGGUUGCAAGAUGCAAGAGGCGAUCAGGUCUUAGCACAUUAGGUGUUGGGAAGUAUGUAGAUCUUCCUGGAGCAUGGGCUGAGGCAGUUCUGUUAUCACAGUGUAAAGGAGAAAUUCACGAAGAAGCUGUUGAAAUACUUUUAAUUUCCUUGGACCAUGCGCCUCUUGUUCCAGACCAUAUCCCAGUUUUAUUUUUCGUCGCGGAAUCUGUUUUGUAUAGACUCUGUUAUGAAGCAGUGGAGAAGCCAUCUCUCUUCGCAUGUGAAAUCACGUUGUCCAAGCUUGGAUUUUUGGUCUUUUUAAGGCUUCUUCUGUUAUAUUUCUUUGGUUACCAGGGGUUUUCUGAAGAACACAGAUCCAGGCUUCAUGUUGGCUUAAAAGCGCUGGCAGCUUCCGAGGUCAGCUACCAACCGUACCCAAACAUCCUUUUCAUGGUGCAUUUUAUGCUGAAGGCUGGAGAAGUUAUCUGUGAAACAACCAUACUUUCUCAAACAUCAUUGGCAUCUGAUGCAAGUUUGCAAGAAAUGCCGGCUAAGUCUUUUUCUGACACAUUACCCAUGGGUACUGGCGGAGCAGUUGAAUUAAAUCCUGAACAAAAGCAGUUCAGAAUUAAGCCAUUUCUCUGGCACAGCCUUCUUGUUUGGGUUUGUGUACAUAACAGCUGCUCCAAUAUAGAUGAAGUACUCAAGCAUGUCCUAUUCUAUAAGGAGGAGCUUCUUCAGGAAGACUGGUUGGAAUCAGUGUUGGGCCUGAUGGUCCUUGGAGAGGCUGCCAAAUUAAACAUGUCCUGCUUGAGAGUUUUAAUGGACCUAGUGAGAGAUUUCAUUUCAAGCUCUCUGGCUCUUCAGAAGCAGAAAAAUAUCUACAAGGGAAACUUCUCAUGCUGGCUUUGGCCUGUGGGAUACAUAUAUACCAAUCUACUCAAAGAAAUCUGUUUACAUGGCAUUAAUGCAGAUUUGCAAAAAACGGCUUUUCUUGGAUUCUGUGAUUGUGUCAAGGAACAUAAAGGUGACAAAGGAUUAAGAGGGGCAGGUUUACUAGAUCUCUUGAGCUUCCGCUCUUCACCUGAUGACCGUCAUGAUCCAUUCUGGAUUAUUCGUUAUGGUGUGGUCUACAACCUAGUUGUACUGCGUAGUGAACUCGCUGGAGAUGUGACUCGAGAAGGAUUAAGGAAUGCUGUGUGGAGAUCUUUACAGAAACAAAAGGCCAUUGAAAAGGACAGCCAUGUUUUGGAUGCUCUAAGAAUAGCAGAGGUUGAAUGCAAAGGCCCCAAAGACCCAUUCAUUGCAUCGAAAGAAAAAGGUUCAUCAAAUCCCAGUGAAGCGCCUUCUGCUCAGAACAUUGGGUGGAGAGUUGCCACUUCCAUGUGCCACCACUUCUUGCCACCUAUUGGUCCAGACAUCCCAUUGCCACGUCGGCCUGUACAAAAGCCACCAUUGAUCCUGCGUCGAGAAUCGGAGCUGUCUGUUAAGGAGAAGAAAGCCAAACGCCUGACUUUAAGGGAAGAGCUUUUGUUAGCUGGUGUACCAAAAUAUCCAUAUCCAGAUUACUUGACCCGUGCAGAAAUAGCACUAAGGACAAUAAUUGAGACUCAGUGGGAGAGGGAAUUGGAGAUGAGGCUGAAACUCGAAGAAAAACUCCUGGCGCUGGAGCUUAAAGAAAAACAGAAGUUGGAAGAAGAACGCUUCAAUAAAAUAAUGAAAUGGCGAUUAGAAAAGCUGAAUAAGACAACUAAGCCCUAUGAGCUUCCUCAUAAACAAAGAGAGGAAGAGGAAGAGGAAGAAGAAGAAGAUGAAGAACUGACAGAGUCAUACAGCAGCACUCAACUGUCAAGUGCACAACUGUCAUGAGCCUGAACAACAGCCCGCUAAGGGGUUAACUUACACAUUAUAGGCAAAUGCAUGCAAUGAAGCCCAAGACCUUAGAAUGAAAAGCCUAAGUAGAGGAGUAGGGAAGUGUGUGUGCUCUUAAACCAUUUCCUGCUGAUGGUUUUCUCCUCAAAAUUGCCCCCACCUACUUUUUCAUUCACGGUGUAUCAUGUGUUUAUUAGGCUAAACCAUGGGGCAGCUGAGGACCAACUUUGAGGAUGGGGGAGGGAUGCCUGAUACGAAGUAUUUAAGCUCCCCUUCCCACUCCACUGCUUCUCUGCUCUAAGCUGUGGCCUCCUGCAGCAAAGUGGCAUGGGGGAGGAGUAGAGCAGCCCUCCCACCCAUUGGUGGCGCUGUGUUUGCCAGGGCGAUGUGGCGGUGAGGUUGCAGGAGCUCUGUCUUGGUGGCAUUGGCAUCUUAGGAGUUACCAGCACCAACCUGGAGCUCCUUCAACCUCGCAACCACCUCACCUCUGCAGUAUCUUAGGGUGUGGCUGCCCUGCUGCUAGGAAGAUGCUGGUGCUGCUCUAUCCCACCUCUUCCGCUGCUGCUGGUCUCCUGGGGCUGCUUUUCAUGAAAAGAACAAGGCUGGGUUUCAUAGCACUCAUUUCCAUGUAAUGUGUCAUCUGCUCUUACAUCAAAUUUCCUCUCCUGAAAUACAAUGGUUAUGGGAAAGCAUUUUCUGAAUUUUGUCUUGUUUCUUAGCACACUCAGAUGUUCUAUGCGAGGUCGAGAGAAGCACAUGGAAGAUGCUCAGGGACAGCAAACCUUCUCAUUCUUGUUCUCUUUAUUCCACCUAAUCAUUUGUUUGUGCCUUGAAGAAUUCCCCCAAAGUUUGUCUACACCCAGGGGAGCCAACGUGGUGCCCUACAGGUGUUGUGAGCUACAACUCCCAUCAGCCCCAACCAGUAUAGCCAUUGGUUAACGAUGAUGGAACUGGAGUCUGCAGCAUCUGAAGGGCAUAAUGUUGACUAUCUGUGGUCUACAUCAAUACCUCCCGUCCAUUCCCGUUCCCGCCCUGGUUGCUUGUUUUGCUACAGGUUCUGCCUCUUUCCCCCAACCUGUUUCUGCUUCUUAGUCUUUCUGUUGAUAUUUAGGACUUGCUUACUGCCUAACUCACUUGUGCACAUUGCCACAUCUCCUGCAGUUUGAUUUGCUUAUUUAAAAAUAGCACAGUGGCUCUAGACUUGCUGUGACUUUUGAGCACAGUCCUUGGCUAUGUUGAAUUCUUGGUCCCACAGUUGUGUGGCUAUUUCCUUCAACUCAGAUCCUCAUGUUAAAAGCUACCUGUGACCUCCACCAUUCACUGUGUGUCGAUGUCUGAUAACUGUAAUGUUGAAACCUUAACCCUUCUACUACAAGCAUUCUAUAACUAGCUAAUACAGCUGAAGAAAUGCAGCCCACAAUAAGACCCCCUAACUCCAAGGUUGAAAUAUGCUGCUUCUCUUUGAGUGUGUCUACACGUGAGAUGGUUGAAAGCAGAUGGAUGAGAAGUGGUCUUUGCAAAAGUGCGGAAAAUGUGAUGCAGAAGAACCUGGUCUUUACCCGGAACCACCAAGUGCCUCACAUGGGCACUGCAGUUCCCUCAACUGAUGCUUACAGUUCCACUGUGGCAUGGAUUGUGGUUUACUCAGUAGGGAUUGAGUAAACAGAAAACAGCCGUACAAUUGUUGUGUUGUGGCCAAUUCCAUUAACCCACAUUGCUAGUCCGUCAGUUGAAGGGGAAGGUGGGGAGCCCCAUAACGGUAGCAGAAGUCCUUGCGUGGUCUACCACUAGCAAAGCUUGUUAGUUGAAUCACUCCCUAUGACUUCUACAAGCCUUCACUCCAACCUUACCUAUUCCCUUCUCCAUCCUGGCAGUUUCACACUUUCUUCCACACUUCUUCAUUCAAAUACUUCCUCCUCUUCCCUUGCUAUGGCUGGAAACAUGGAGCUGUAAUAUGAAAAACCAAUGUGUGGAAAGCUUUUUUUUCUCUGGUCAUGGAAGUCUAAUCUGAUCUAGGUCACAUUCUCUUUAUUGGGUGGAGGAUUUUGAAGUCCCAAGGCUCUAAAAUGCCCCCAUACCAGUUUUCACUUUCUUUUCCAGAAAGGUGAGAGCAGGCUAGUUCUUUGCUCACUGGCCAGUUAUGUCCUAAAGUGGUGUUCCAUCACUGUGUGUCAUCACUGCAAUUAGGACUUACUUCCUUGAAGAACUUUUGAACUAUUUGCGCUGACUCUUACAUAUGAAAAGUACAAGGCAGUGGGGGAGGAUCUCCUGGGUUCCCAAGUCAUCAUUGUUCUUCUUGCUCCUCUUCCCAACAUACCAAGCAUUUCCAUACUCAUCAAGAUACCACGCUAACACCAUUUAUUAUUACAAUCAUUCCAUUGUGAAUCACUUCCUAUGAGUCACCCUUGCCAAUGAGGACAGCUACAUCUCUGAUCAGAGUUUUGUGUAAGUUUUCACUGUGGAAAAGCUGCCACAGUCUUCGCCCUUCCUUUCUUCCUUUAUUAUUUUGAGGGGCGAUUUGAGGAAAAGGUGAUUAUACCCAUAUCCACUAGCAGUCCCACUUGAGUAAAUUUUUUAAAAUGGUUUGAUUUGCAUUGUUCCCAUUUAAACUCUUAGACAUAUAUGACCACACAGCACUUAAAAAAACCAAACUUUCUAAACAAGUAGUUGAUAUUCAUUACUCAACAAUGAAAUAUGAAUUAGUGGUAAAUAAUUGAUGGGAACAGUUAUGAACCACCCAUUGGAAAAAAGAGAAUAGGCGUCAGCUCUAGUUGUGCGAGAGAAAAAUCUGGAAAUAAACAUGAGGAUAAAGCUGUUUUCAUACCGGAAUAAUUAACAUCAGCAUAAUCUUCUCAACAGACGGGUAUUAAAAAUGCAUAUACAGUCAGCGAAUGUAGAUCUCUAGGAACAAUGAAUCUCAUAUUAAUAUCUUUGCUUCAUUUUUGGAAGUAGCUUCUCAAUAUGUGGUAGAGGUUUGUGUCUACUGCAUUGUAACUUUACCAUGAAAGAACGCCCUUAACUUUUUUGCACUUACCUUGUCAUAAUUGAGCCUCAGAAUCAGCUUAUGUAUGGUGUCAUCAGACCCUACCCAAAUCAAGGGUUGAUGCAGGAAGAUUUAAAUGAGUCACACCCUAACACCCAUCUGUGGAACAUGUGGACUCACCAUUUAAUUACCUUUUAAAAGUGAUUGGAUAAAUUACUCCAUAUUUUUUACCAGGCUACCAUAAACACACUUCUUUUUAAUGUUUAGGAGUUGUGUAAAUCUUGAAAUUGCUGCACCCUGAAAAUUAUAGGACUGCAUCCAUUUAGAGACUGGACUUUUCCCAAUUGAGAAAACAGCAGUUAGAUGCUCCUGCAGUGUUUUGCUCUGUUCUGGGGGGGGGGGGGAUAUCUGAUUGUACCAGCCUUUCAAAGUUGCUUGAAAGUUGUUGUUGUUGUUGUUUUUAACAUGGUUACCUUCAGUUGUGUUCCCAGCAGUUGUCCUGGAGGUUUGACCAAACGUCUUUCAACUAGUUGUAGAUUAACUUAGAGCUGUCUUGCAGAGUUGCAAGCCAGGGGCAUUCUAGGACCUGCCAAGACCUAUGUACAGUUCCCAAUAUGUUGUAGGUUUGAAACUCUUCUGGCGAUACAAAUCUGCCAUCAAAAUCUGGGUGGAAAAAUAAUUUGGAAGCACCUUUAGGUGCAGUGCUGAACAUCUCUAGUGGCCCCAUGAUGGCUGAACCCAAAAACAGAAUUCUUAGAAAUGGGUACUAAAUCUAGAUCACUUAUUGGAACAAGUCCAUUCAGAUUGGCUUUUGAUGUGGUAAGAGAAAGAAAUACAUCUCAACCGGCUCUCAAGAAGAGGCCUAUUGGACCAACACAGUAUUUUUCUAAUCUUCCUAGUCUUAUAUCUAAAGGAGAAAAUAUGAUGUGUGGUCAUAUAUGUUGAUAAUUCAAUUGGAAAGAAUGCUAUUCAAAGGAAAUUUUAAUAAGACUUUAAUAUUUGUGUGCUCAUAUUGAUAGUCUUUCUAUCACGACUGGAGGACAUCUUUAUCAACUUAAUAGGUACGAUUGUCUCCCAUGCAGGCAUCAGACCGCAACCAAAAGGGUUUAAAAGGAAUAACAAACCUCACUCAGUCAUAUGUCAAAGUCUCAUGUUCUAGCUGCUGAAGCUCACUCCAGCAAGAGAAGUAAGCCAUUCUGCUAUUUAAAUGAAAACUAUUAUUUCUACAUUGAUUUCUAGGCUAUUUUACAGAGAAUCUUGCCUACUAGCCAGAGGGCUAGUUGCCCUCUGAAGUUCUUUAAUCCUAUGCUCCACACAAUGAGAGAUCAGAGUUUUAAGAUGAAUCCAAAAGAAUUCCAUCACAUUUGACUGGUACUUCCUAGGAAGGGGUUUCUGCAGGAUUAAUAGGGCAUUAAAAAUAUAGGAAUGGCCCUACUGCUCCAGCUUAGGUGUGCUCCAAUAAGAGUUUUAGAAUGAUGACUAAAAUGGAAAUGGUGAUCCUUAAAAAUACGGAAUAUGCUGCAAGAGAAAUUAAGAUUAGGAUGCAUAGGAAGAACCCAUCCUUCUGGAAAAAGCUGGUUCAUGUUUUGGUAUAACUAGCUCUUCCUGGGGGAAGGUAUUCUGUAGUUCAACUGAUAGGAUCCAGUCCCCUACUCAUGUUUUACACUUGUGUAUCCAAUACGCUUAUUUAAUUUUUUUCCCCCCCAUCAGUGAGAUUAUCGUAGGGGUAAACUGCCUUCAAAUUGAGCUGCUGCUCAUCUCUUUCUUGGGGGACACGAAAAGCAAGUGAACCAACAACCAUAUUAUACAAAUUACUCAUUCAUGAGCCCGCUGCCAUCUGUUGAAAACAGGAGAAACACUUAUUAAACUUGGAAUAUUUUGUCAGAAUACAGUGUUGGCUGCAAUACACUUCACUGUAUCAGCUCCUUGAGAAAGCAUUGAGCUGGUAAAUAUAUGUGUACUACAUAUGAGGAAAGGAUUUCUGAUGGAUUCAGCCCACGUCCCACCUAUGUAAGCCAUAGGUUGGCCACCUGAGACUUAAAGCAUUUGUUAGACUCAUUACUAAUUCCAAACAUCUUCCCUGAUAUACUGAGUAUGUUUAGAGCUUUAUUUAUAAACUGCAAAGCUAAUUUGGAAAUGUCAGGUUCUCUAACACAAACUCAAAUAUUUACAUAGUUUGGCAAAUUUCAUUGACAACUCUGAUACUUUUGAGCAAUGUGCAUUUUUCACAGCAACAACAGAUUUUACAGAUAAUUUAACAUAAUGCUAUUCCCUUGCUUAACUGUGAGGCUAUUUUCCGUAUUACCUGCCGCUGUAUUGAUUUCCUAUUCCUACUUCGUUAGAAAACAAUUGUAUCCCUAAGAUUGUUAUUGUUGCCAUUGUUGUUGUUGUCGUCGUUGUAACUUAUUGUUAUCUAUCUCAGAGGAAAGAAACAUGGUUGAUCUUUGGAUGCCUAGAAAACUAGGCUGUGACUUUGAACCAUUGUCUCUGAGAUAGGAGUUUGUAAACUAUGGUUUGAUAAAUACUUUUUUAAAGUGAGAUAGAAGUGGCAUCAGUUCUGUGAAGUGCUGUGUCAUUGUGCUCCUCUGGGAUGGGAACAUCCAUGACAUUCUACGGAACAAUGUUAUUUAUGAUUUAUGGGUAAGGGAUUUUCCCACAGAACUGAGAGUGCCUAGGGCCAGCCUGAGACCUAUGGUGCCUGAGGUAAAACAUGCCACUGGCACUUCCCCCCAAACACAGGCCCACAUCCCAGUGGGGUGGGAGGAGCAUGCCGCCUUAGGCAGAUUGCCUCAAGUCACUUACUGUAACUGGCACACCAGCCAUGCUGGGACAGCAAGCUACCUUAGGGGUUGCAAUGCAGACCACAUGGUGCACUCUUCCAACCAC
Molecule: messenger RNA, 8406 nt
Organism: Zootoca vivipara (common lizard)
Lineage: Eukaryota; Metazoa; Chordata; Lepidosauria; Squamata; Lacertidae
Source: RefSeq, a predicted model, not a curated record